AGCCUUUAGACAAGGCGGCAACCAGACCCUCAAAACAACGCUUUCUAUUAUUAAUUGGGAUAACGAAGAGGAAUCGACCAGCGGGAAGAGAGAGGGAGGGGGAAACUAAGGCAAGAUCGAAACGAAGAGAAGCUGGGGGCAGAUCAGAUCAAAGCAUCAUGGCGCUAUCGUCGUCCCCGCUUCGACCGAUCUCUCUGUGCGCGAGUCCCUUUCGCGGCCGCCAGUCCAAACCCUCAUCUGUGAUUCCAUCCAUCAGAGCUUCGUCUUCCUCGGACGUCCCCGUUCCCGACUUCCUCUCCUCCGAUUGGCUUGAAUCCCGCAGGAAAAGACCUUUUGGCCCUAGGCUGGAAUUUAGUGCAGAAGAAGCGGUUAAAUGGCAGCUUGAUGCAUUAAAAUACAAUGAUCAACCUCGUCAAGACUAUGGGAUAGAGGUCAUGUACAGGUUUGCUGGAUUUGAUCCUUUUGAAAGGUCAACCUAUUUUGGACCAUUCUUUGACCUAGGACAGUUUGAACGCUUUCGACGAAUAUUUCACCAUUCGACUUACCGGGUCUUGCUUGGUCACAAGGAAAGGAGAAUCUUGAGCAGUUUGUGGGUUGAAGAGAACCGAUUUAAGCAAAGAGUAUGGAUACAAGGCUCUCGCCCAGAGGAGGAAGAGAUCUUUCAAUUUACAAUGGUUCAGAGGAUAGGUGGUUCCUGGGAUGGUUACUGGUUAACCGAGAGCUUGCUACAUGAUGGGGAUGGAUUUUCAGAUUAGCUUGAGUGUUUGAAAGUUGAAUUUGGUUUGCUUGA
Messenger RNA from Musa acuminata AAA Group (dessert banana), 790 nucleotides. RefSeq lists its product as uncharacterized. The record is from RefSeq and is a predicted model, not a curated record. The transcript has 8 exons. Lineage: Eukaryota; Viridiplantae; Streptophyta; Magnoliopsida; Zingiberales; Musaceae. The coding region runs from base 159 to 755 and encodes 198 amino acids.